Ctenocephalides felis (cat flea) is the source of this 2479-nucleotide messenger RNA. Its product is annotated as ubiquitin carboxyl-terminal hydrolase CYLD-like. Gene Ontology annotation, cellular component: cytosol. The transcript has 9 exons. The coding region runs from base 160 to 2469 and encodes 769 amino acids. NCBI's taxonomy places the organism in Eukaryota, Metazoa, Arthropoda, Insecta, Siphonaptera, Pulicidae. Gene Ontology annotation, molecular function: K63-linked deubiquitinase activity; cysteine-type deubiquitinase activity. The record is from RefSeq and is a predicted model, not a curated record. Gene Ontology annotation, biological process: protein K63-linked deubiquitination.
UUUACUAGUUUUAGUACAGAUUCCAUAUUGCCUAAAGGUUGUAUCAUAGUGAAUCAUCAGAUUAACAAGAAUAUGUAUGCAAAUGAUAAGAUACUAGCAAAUAUAUAAAUCUGGGUCUGAAAAUACUAUAAAAAGCAUAAUAUACCUAUAUUAACGCAAAUGGCAAUCAAUGACUUACCCUCACCUAAUGAGAAUAAAGCAACUUUACUUCUAUCUCUACAACUGAAAAAAAUUCCCACGGAUAAUAUAAUGGAUAAACCAAAAUAUUCAAAUAAUGAAGAUAUAGUUUCUACCAUGGAAAGAUAUAGUAGAAACCAUGCAAGUAGUUCUCAAUACAUUCCAACACCCAAUGAUUGCGCAUCAAAUAAUUCAAUUAAUACAUCACAAUUAAAUGUUGACACCAACUAUCAUAAACCUAAUUAUAAUAGUUCAAACACUAAUGAUACCAAUUUAUUAGGACUGAAUGUUGAUGAUGAAAUUAGAAAUUCAGUUAAUGAUACAAUAGGUUCUAAAGAAGAAGUAGACUUGAUAGAACUAUUAGGUCGAGAUUGGCCUGUUCAAGCUGGUGAUAGUUUAACUAAUAUUUUAAAUUCAGAUUAUAAUUACAAUAAAGAUACUAUAAGUAAACAAGAUUAUAAAAAAUAUGAAAUCAAUCACCGAUUGAAACAUACACAAAAUAGGUAUAGUUUAAACUCCGAAAGAAAUAAGUCAAUGAAUCCUAUUUCUCACUUAAUAAGCGAAAGGAAGUUUAGUGAACAACCAAGAAAUCAUAAUUUCAAAACUGAAAGUCACAUUAUUGUAAAUAAACUUAAUGAUAAUACAAGCUCUCUUAAAAAUAAUAAAGAACAAAAAACAGAUUUGACCAAUCCAUCAGGUUUGGAAGAUUAUUUGCCCAGAACAUCAACAAGUGUUAAUACACAGUGCAAUAAUUCCCAAAUAAAAUAUGAAAGCGUUUUUGCAAUCGAAGGCUCGGAUCUUGGUAUUGGGUCAAUGAUCCAAGUAAUUACGGAUAUAUCAGAACCACUCUAUGGUGUUUUAAAAUGGCUUGGAAAAAGUUCUGAAAAUUCUCAAAAUAUAAUAGCAGGUGUUGAAUUAGAAGAGGAGCAUCCUCAUUUACCAUUGACAUUAUCUAAUGGUGUUUAUUGUGGAAAAAAGAUGUUUGAUUGCCCCACUAACCGAGCUUUAUUUAUCCCUUUUGAACAAUGUCAACCAGAUGAAAGGUUUGUCGAUCAAAAACGAUCUCUUCAGCCUGGGCAUUCAAGAACUUUUGAAGAUCUUGAUUCUCGACUCUUUGGAAAUGUUGAGUGUCUUGCGGUGCCAGGAUCUAUAGCACCUUUGAGCAAAACUUCAGAUUUAGAAUCUGUAUGUGGAAAAUUCAAAGGCAUACAAGGACAUCACAAUUCCUGUUAUUUAGAUGCAACACUUUUUUCAAUGUUUACAUUCACAAGUGUAUUUGAUUCUUUGUUAUUUCGGCCUAAAGGACAUCAGGACUCUGAUCACUAUGAAGAAGUACAAACAGUUUUACGUGAAGAAAUUGUAAAUCCUUUACGAAAAAAUUUAUUUGUGCGGGCUGAUAAAGUUAUGAAAUUAAGAAAAUUAUUAGAGAAAUUAUCAUCCGUUACUGGCCUAACAUGUGAAGAAAAGGAUCCUGAAGAAUUUUUAAAUUGCUUACUAUCACAAAUUUUGAAUGCCGAUCCAUUUUUAAAACUGAAUUCUGGACAAGAAGCAUUUUAUUAUCAGUUGUUUGUAGAAAAGGAUGAAAGACUCUUGCUACCAUCAGUACAGCAGUUAUUUGAACAGAGCUUUCUCACAUCUGAUAUUAAAUUGAAACAAGUGCCAUCUUGCUUAAUAAUACAAAUGCCGAGGUUUGGUAAAUCGUAUAAAAUGUAUCCUAGAAUAUUACCUUCACAAUUGCUAGACGUAACAGAUAUAAUAGAAGAUUCACCUCGACAGUGUACAGUGUGUGGAAAACUUGCGCAUUAUGAAUGCAAAGAUUGCUUUGGACAAUGUGGAAUGGGGUUGGAAAGUACUGCAUUUUGCAAACCCUGUCUCGAUACUGUACAUUCCCAUGCCAAGAGGGCAAAUCAUAAAGCCAAGCUCUUGUCAGUUCCAAUAGAUUUUUCCAUAAUGGCUGAACAUUGUCCGGUUCCUAGACUAUAUAUGGAAUUAUUUGCAGUAGUUUGUAUUGAAACAUCUCAUUAUGUGACAUUUGUGAAAGCCGGGUCUGGCCACAAUGUGCCUUGGUGCUUUUUUGACUCGAUGGCUGACCGAAAAGGUGAGCAAAAUGGCUACAAUAUACCUGAGAUGGUGAGUGUCCCGGAUUUGCCGGAAUGGUUAUCUGAUGAAGGGGCACGUAUGCUGCACGAGCAGUACCCUAACGACAAGCAAUUACCUGAACAUGCUAAGAGAUUAAUGUGCGAUGCCUAUAUGUGCAUGUACCAAAGUCCUGAUGUAAUGAUGUAUAGAUAAUUUAAUAACU